CUGGGAUAGUUGUGCACUGUGCAUGUAAAUCUGUGCACUGAUCUCUCCUCUCCAGCAUCCUCCCUGCCUCUCUGCUCAUCACAUGCCUGGAUCCUCUGCAGCACAGAGCUGGGCUUCACCCUCCAGGACACAUCUGCUUGCUACCUGCAGCCACGUCUGCUGCACACUCAUCUGGGGUCGGAGUGCCUUUAAGGCUGGAGCGGCGUAGCAAAGCCCAAGUGAGAAGGAUGAAGUAAGUCAGCAGGAGGAGCAGGUGUCUGGGCGGUGCAGCCACAUUCCCUUAUUUCCAUUCUCUCUUUCCAGCCUCUUGUCUUUUCAUUCUUUCUUCCAGCAGAAGGAGCUACUUGUCUGAUCCCAGGCAGAGGAGAGAGGCACGCUGCCUGUGUUUGUAUACACUGCACUGUCUUCUGCUUGUCCUCACUACUCGGAUGUAAAAAAAAAAAAUCGCACAACAGUCGCAGUAGUGUGCACUGGUGACCAGUGACUUCUGUGAUCAGCCCCUGUGAAUGUUGGGGGCAGGAAUAAUAUAGAAGAAGCAGCUGUACCUUCUUUUGCACAGGACUUGGGCUUCAUUGGAGGGAUCUUUAUCUUUAAACAUGAUCUUUAAGGAGGUGACCAGCCUCCUGCUGAGUGUCAGCUUCUGGGUACCACUCCUGGUUAAAGGAGACGUGUGUGAACCCAACCCAUGUGAAAAUGGAGGAAUCUGUUUGUCUGGUUUAUCUGAGGAAACCUAUACAUGCGAAUGCCCAAUUGGCUUCAAUGAUCCCAACUGUUCUAGUGUUGUGGAGGUUGAUCCUUGUCAUCCAAACCCCUGCCAUAAUGGUGGAUUCUGUGAAAUCAGUGAAGCAUAUCGUGGAGACACAUUUAUUGGAUAUGUCUGCAAAUGCCCUCAUGGCUUUAAUGGAAUCCACUGCCAACAUAAUGUAAAUGAAUGUGAAAGGGAUCCAUGUCGGAAUGGUGGAAUUUGCACCGACCUGGUGGCCAACUACUCAUGUGAAUGCCCUGGAGAAUACAUGGGAAGGAACUGUCAGUACAGAUGCUCUGGACCUCUCGGGAUGGAAGGAGGGAUCAUUUCCAACCAGCAAAUAACAGCAUCCUCCACCCACAGGGCUCUUUUUGGAUUACAAAAGUGGUACCCAUAUUUUGCAAGACUUAAUAAAAAAGGUCUUGUAAAUGCUUGGACUUCAGCAGAAAAUGACCGAUGGCCUUGGAUCCAGAUAAACCUACAGAGAAAAAUGAGAGUCACUGGUGUUAUUACGCAAGGAGCAAAAAGAAUAGGAAGCCCAGAAUAUAUAAAAUCAUACAAGAUUGCAUAUAGUGAUGAUGGAAAAACGUGGUCAACAUAUAAAAUAAAAAGAACCAGUGAAGACAUGGUGUUUCGAGGAAAUGUUGACAACAACACACCUUAUGCCAAUUCUUUUACUCCACCCAUUGAAGCCCAGUACAUUCGCCUGUAUCCGCAGGUGUGCAGACGCCAUUGUACCUUGAGGAUGGAACUUCUUGGAUGUGAACUAUCAGGCUGCUCGGAACCACUAGGAAUGAAAUCAGGACAUAUACAAGAUUACCAAAUCACAGCCUCCAGCGUUUUCAGAACGUUAAACAUGGACAUGUUCACUUGGGAGUCCAGAAAAGCUCGGCUGGAUAAACAAGGCAAGGUGAAUGCUUGGACUUCUGGAAGAAGUGAUCAAUCCCAAUGGUUACAGGUGGAUCUUCUUCGUCCUACAAAGGUCACUGGGAUUAUUACGCAAGGAGCUAAAGAUUUUGGCCAUGUGCAGUUUGUAGGCUCUUACAAGCUUGCUUUCAGUAAUAAUGGAGAACACUGGACUGUGUAUCAAGAUGAAAAACAAAGAAAAGACAAGGUUUUUCAAGGAAAUUUUGACAAUGACACACACAGAAAGAACGUUAUUGAUCCACUGAUCUAUGCAAGAUUUAUAAGGAUCCUACCCUGGUCAUGGUAUGGCCGGAUCACAUUAAGAGCUGAGCUUCUAGGUUGCACUGAAGAGGACUGAAAGCUUUCAUCAGCUGACUAUUCAACACAAAAAAUAAAUCAUCAUUUGAAUAUUUUCAAAACUGUGCAAAACCUGAAAGAAAAAAAAUGGAUGGAUUUUCAUUUGAACAAGUGCUCACUUUUUUGGUAGGCUGGUAACUGUUUUUGCAAGGUAGUCUGUGCCUGCCCUUAAAAUGAUCCCACCAGUAAAUAUCCUUUAAAUACUGUCCCUUUGUAUUGAAAUGUUUUUGUUUUCUUCUACGUUGUUCACACUGGUUGAAAUACAUUGGGGAGAGAGGCAGCAUCAUUUCAGCUAUUUUUGUUUCCUUUUACAUGUCUAUAUUUUUUUAUGAGCAAAAGAAAAUGCAAUUAUAGGGAUUUUCGCCUGAGCUAAAGAAAUCGCCAACCAAAAUUUGUUUUUAUAUCUACUUUCCACCUUUAAACCCGAUGCUGCAGAGUAGCAAUAAGAUGUCUCUGGGAUGACUGCAUUAUCCUAAUUGCUUCCCUUGUGCCUAUCAAAAUAUUAAUAUUUACAUCUCAGAUUUUAGAAAUCCAUUUGAUUUACACCUGUGAAAUUACAAACUUUCAAUAACAUAUUUUCCUCUUAAUUUCAUUCCUAUUGUGCAUGUUCUUGAGGCAUGUUAUUACUUGUGUUGGAUACAUUUUCUUCCUCAAUGACCUGAAUACUAAAUGUGUGCAAAGACUGGAAUUUCUUUUUCUGCAUGUCAUAAAAGUAACAAUACAUCAAUAUCUUAUCCCUUUUCCAUUUAUUACAUAGAAUACACUAACGUCCAAGAUUAUUAUAUUAGCAAAUCUCUUCUGAAUUUGCCCCAAGGCAUUAUAUUUCUCUGCAAAUUCUUUUUUUUAUGCAUAAGAACAGUACUAAAAAGUUUUACUUAGUAAGCAGAAUUGCAUAUGCAUACAGUAUAUAUCUAUAUAUUAAUAUAAAAAAUAUAUAUUUAGUUUAAUCUGAAUUAUUUUAGGUCCAUACAGUAGCAUGGAGGGAGAUAAUAUUGAUAGGCUUGUACACAUAAUACAUUUCAUGUGUCAAUAGGCGUGUCUUCUAGUUUACAGUUUGUUAAACAUAGUCUUUCUACAUAAGAAAAGAAAAGCAAGUAUAUUGUAUUGAUAACAUACAACUUAGUUUUUCGUUUGUUUUUUUCAAUUGUGGACUGAAAUAUGUGUAUGUGAAGAAGAAAAUAUAGUUUUUUUUGUUGGUAACACCAAUUGAUAAAGAGUGUGAUAAUGUGGUGGUACAGUAUCUGCUCAACUUGUUCUGGUUACUUGAAUGUUUGAACAAUUUAAGUUAAGUGUUCACACCCCAUAUUCCAUUUUAAUAUGACUAAUUUACUUACAUCAGUUCAGAUCUCAAAUUAACUCGAUAUGUAUAAUAAAAUUCCUAAAGUAUAUUACGAUGAGGCCAAGGGCACAGACAAAGGGGAUGCUAAGGUAGAUGUCACAUCUAAGGCUUGGUGUUUAGUGGGGCACUAAGUCCUUUCCGAUAGAUAAGAAGGCACCUGUGUUAUAAAUGGCACAUGAUCAGUGAGGGGCCCUGUUAUAGAUGUUGGAUUGGAGUCUAUCAGGUUCAACUUAUGACUCUGGGCUAUUCAGUAGACAAAGAGUAGAUAUCGUGAGGACUUACAGACCAUAAAAAAUUUGUGUUAGACAAUAAUAUUAUUAAUAAUAAUAAUACAUAAAAUAGUCUAAUGUGAAAAGCUUAGACUAAUAUCGCUCUUCAGGUUUCUCUUCUGGUCUUGGCAGGUUGAAGAAUAAAUGGGGUUUUAAUACUUCUAAACUGAUCUCCCUGAUUUUAUCCAAGAAAAAAAAAAAAUGGAGAUCAUAAGAUCCAUGUUUUACAAUGUUUAGUUUUAAUUGUGCUACAUAUCUAAUACCACUAGAUGUCAAUGUCCUGUCUGUCUGUAUAAUGUCCUUCAAAAAUGUAUAUUGUGUAUGAUGUUGUAUUCAACCUUGGUGAACAAUAUUAAAGAGAAAGUCAAACAUAACAAUGACCCUUGGUUGUAAAAUAAUUAUUUAAAAACACUGCCCACACUUUGCACUUUAUGACGUAGCAUUUGUUCAAAAUAUCUAGAUUUUUAUUAUCUUUUCAUUCAUUGUGCUCGUUAAAUUAUUGCUAUGUUUAAGUAAUGUG
Molecule: messenger RNA, 4136 nt
Organism: Hyla sarda
Lineage: Eukaryota; Metazoa; Chordata; Amphibia; Anura; Hylidae
Gene: EDIL3
Product: EGF like repeats and discoidin domains 3
Exons: 10
Coding region: 597-2009 (470 amino acids)
Molecular function (GO): calcium ion binding
Source: RefSeq, a predicted model, not a curated record